Molecule: messenger RNA, 1984 nt
Organism: Cicer arietinum (chickpea)
Lineage: Eukaryota; Viridiplantae; Streptophyta; Magnoliopsida; Fabales; Fabaceae
Product: diacylglycerol kinase 5-like
Source: RefSeq, a predicted model, not a curated record
CCUACCUCUAAAUACAACUCACGCUUUUCUCUCUCUCUCUCUCUUAUUUUUCCAUCAUCCUUGGUUUUUUGAUUCGGCAUUGCAAAUUACACACCAAUCGCUCAAAACCUUCAAAGAUUCUCUCUCUCUAAAAUACUCCAUUUUUUUCUUCAUCUGGUUGUGGUGUAGGGACUGUGUUUUUUUCCCCUCAUUAUUUUUUUUGCCGUCAAAAUUAACCUCAUGGUACCUUUUCCAACAAAGGGUCGCACCCGGUUUCUUGCCGCGGAAUCUGUUCAACAGUAACAAUCUUUUUUUAUUUUAUUUUAUUUGUGUAUUGGGAUUUAGUGCUUCUUCUACUUGUUCUUUUCCAAUGACUACGAAAUGGGUGCAGUUUGUUCAAAUUUGUUGAUUGAAAGUGUAAAGUAAUGAACUUUGUUGAUUAAAGAAAGGAAUAAAUGGUUGAUAAAUUUAUUUUCUUUUCGCAUAUUUGACUGGAACCCUAAAAUUUCAAAUCCAAAUUCUCGCAUUCUACAUCACAGGCAAGCCAUGGGAAAGUUUCAAAAGAGUUAAUUAACCGUCUUAUGAGUAUUCUUGGGCACUUGAUGCAACUCAGAACAUUAAAGCUGGCAUAUUCUUAUGAGGAUGAAAGCUCCAAAAGAAGGUUCAUGUGAUCCAAUUCCGCCACUUGAGCUGCCACAUUCUUUACAUGAUUUUCAUCGUGUAUCUGAAGCCAAUAACUUAAUAUGGUAAUACAUCAUACCAUUAACUAUAUUGAAGAUUAAUUAGAUGAUUUUGAGUUUGUAAAUAUCUAUUUUUCAUUAUCAACAGUAGAAGCCUAAUUGCUCCAGGGACACUGCAAACUAGUAAACCAAUUUUUUUUGUAGAUUUUAAUCACUUUUCUUCUUGAUUUUAAUAUUUGAGUUUGUGGAUAUUGAAACUGAGGGGUGACAUUACUUAUUUUCAGAGAUUUGUUUUAUUUUAAUUUUGAGUUUUUAGAAGGUUGCCUUCUAUCCUAUUUACCUUACUUCCUCUUUGUUUUGAACUCUUUGUCAAGAAGGUUGCCACACUCUUCGUGGAGUAAGUAAGAAUAAUUGUUCCUCAUUUCUUCUACACCUGCACUUUUUAUUGUGCAUAGACCAUAUAACUGCAUUUUUCAUUAUGGAAGAAUUAAUUCAUCUAGUUGCCACUUCAUUAUGUCAUUUAAAUUUGGUCUUUUCCAAUCUGUUGAUCUUUUACAGGUUAGGUAAUAUCAAAUGCUUACUAUGUAAGUUACAGUAUAAAUAAAUAUUACUUUUUUGCUUUUCGGUCCUCCAAACUUCAGUACUAGUUAAAUGAUCUGUUAUUGGUGAUUAUAGGAAUGAAUAUUCAAGUAUCUUAUGCAUUCCAUUCUGAGCAAAAGUUAAAUCCUGAAAAGUUCAAAAACCAGUUGGUGAAUCAGAGUACAUAUGCUAAGCUUGGAUGCACACAAGGACGGUUUUUUGCACCUUUAGUCCAUCCUGCUUCCAGGAACAUAGGACAACUUGCAAAAGUGAAGUUUAUUCAAAGACAAGGUCAAUGGCAAGACCUAGACAUACCUGGGUACCUCCCAGUGGAUGCCAUUUGUGGAAACUUGAAUGCUGGAGAUUUGAAAAGGCCCAAUUCUUGAAAAGCAUCGUCAAAAGGUUAAACAACUAGAUAGGAUAUUCAAUCUUGGUUACAUUGUAAUGUUUGAUUCAUAGAGUGAACAAUGCUGGGUUUCAUCAGUUAAAUAACAUAGAUUUACCAUAAGUACAAGCUUUAUCAUUUGCAAAACUAUGAAGCAUAGGUACUUCUAAAAUAGGGAAGUAUCCGUACCAGGUACUUACGCGGCUCUGAUACUUUAUGGGACUCGUGAGUACACUGAUUUCAUAGCAUAUUUUACUAAUAUUAAUUUUGAUUUUGUUGAUGUCAUUCCCAACAUUUCAUGUCAGUUUUAUCAUUCAAAUAUGUAGUUCAUAGCAAUUUAUGAUGAUUUGUUGAUUCUGCA